Molecule: messenger RNA, 3512 nt
Organism: Cyprinus carpio (common carp)
Lineage: Eukaryota; Metazoa; Chordata; Actinopteri; Cypriniformes; Cyprinidae
Product: ankyrin repeat domain-containing protein 34B-like
Molecular function (GO): protein binding
Source: RefSeq, a predicted model, not a curated record
CGAGUGCAACAGCUCAACUUGUUGCAUGGGUCGUAACCACUAGGUCUCUGGUGAUUUGCGGCCUUUUCUCAAAUAUGCAAAAACCUGUUUUUCCACUGGCACUGCCAUUAGUUUCAGGUUUAAUUCCUGGAUUAUCAUUUCAAAUAUUCAGAAAACAAUAUACCUAAUUUUGAUGAUAAAUGUUCUUUUCCACAUCUGCUAUCCACUUAAUUAUUCUUCGUCUUGCCAAAUGCAAAAGACAACCUGCUCAUCUCCAUAUCAAAUAGCUACUGAAGUGUCUGCUGUUAAACCAGACUUAAGAUCUGACUGCUCUCAUGAAUAUGCAUGUUGUUUCGUCUGCAGGCUGGAUGACUGACAAAGGUUGUCAUAUAGUUUAGAGAAGGGUCACAAUACUAGCACUUUUCAGUCUCACCCACACAGACUCCUAUUUUAAAAAGCCAAAUGCUGCAAUCAGAAAAAACCUUUUAAUCUGUUUGGUUUCGGGUAUGUCAGCCUAAUGUACUAUUAAUGUUUACGACCGGGCUGAAAUAAACCUGACUGGAAUUCCAAUUACCCUGCACAUGCACCAUGUACACACCUUAAGUAGCACUUAGAUUUAUUUUCAGGGUACAAACAGUAUCUAGAGACUUGAGAAGUGUUUGCACUUCACUGUUUUAUGCAAAUGAGUUGUCUUUCAGAUAAAAGGGUAAAGGACAGCAGUGAACUUGCCAUUUUUUAUUUGGUUUGCCUGGUGUUUGCUAUUAAAUACAACUCAUUGUCUGUUAUUAUUCCAUUAGGAGUCUUAUUAUUGUCCUUUUUAUGAGUGCCAUCAUUUCAAGCUUAUAUAUAGUGAAUCAAUCAAAUGGAUCAAUUACACACCCUCCACGUCCCUCAGGAGCUGAACUGCUGCCUCAAAGGUGAGACAGUUGUGUCAUAAUGAUGUAACUCCUCAAUAGGAGUAAUGUUCAUGUGAGCAUGUUGACAUCAGAGUUAGAAACAAAUGAGAAUCUGUGCACAACCUCAGCAUAUAAGUUUAGUAACUCUUUCCCAAUAGGAGAAUAAUGGAGCGAUCACAUACUGACGCUGAAUGUGUAGGGACUGGCGUCACCUUGCUCUAUUAAGCUUGUCUGUCCCUCUGAUGCACAGGGACUUGGUCUGUGUUACGUUCGAGACCUGAGAGCACAGGCACUUGUUCUCUCUAUAUCUCUCCUCUAUCUGUGCCACUCUUUCAUUCACCCUCAGCGAGUGCACAUCUCCACACGUUCAUCUGCCACUUCAAGCUCCAGCUUUAGUCUCUCCGUUGGAUUACUUGUCUAUUACCAAGAUGACCUGCCACAGGGACAAGCUAUUGGGAAACUAGAGCGUCAACUGAAUUAAAAAAGAGUCAAAGAAGAAAUCCACUCCUAUGAUCCACUGAGCCAACGUGACAUUAGCCUCUCAACGUCUCACCACACAAUCAUGGAGGACUCAACAGAGGUGCGAACAGACGGAAACUCUUUGCUUAAAGCAGUAUAUCUGUGUCGCCUGAGGUUGACGCGUCUGUUGCUAGAAGGAGGGGCUUACAUUAAUGAGAGCAAUGAGAGAGGAGAAACUCCACUGAUGGUGGCCUGCAAAAGCCACCAUGCCGAUGCUCAGAGUGUGCCAAAACCCAAGAUCAUCAGGUAUCUUCUUGAAAAUGGUGCGGAUCCCAACAUUCAGGACAAGUCUGGUAAGACUGCCUUAAUGCAUGCCUGCAUAGAACGGGCAGGCGAUGAGGUGUUGUCGCUUCUGCUAUCCAGAGGAGCUGACCCUAGUUUAGAGGACCAUACUGGUUCCUCCGCUCUGGUCUAUGCAGUUAACGCUGGAGACAAGGAUGCACUAAGUGUACUACUGGAUGCCUGCAAGGCCAAGGGCAAAGAAGUCAUCAUCAUAACAACAGACAAACUUCCCUCUGGAAGACAAAUGACCAAGCAGUAUCUGAACGUACCACCUCCUCCAAAUCUUGAGGACCGGUUGCACUGUGCCCCUGCGUCAUGUAUGUGCCCUUCUGAAAUUCAACUCUGUACCCCUCUUAUCACACCACCCACCAAUAACCAAUCGGAGACCUAUGGAUCCACUCCAACACUGCCCACAUGCAAUCCAGGAUCACAGACUCAAGAUACAAACCCUGUGCAAGCAGGUAGUGUAGCGAAGCUGUUGCAUCUUCAAAGGCUUCACUCAGAACCCUGGCUCAAGAUCCCUCCAUCUCUGCUUCUACAGCAAUGUAAGUCCUCAUCCUUGACCGAGGAGCUUCUAGAUAUCACCCCUGAAGAGGAGCUCUCCUUUGGGUACAAUGGUUGCAGACCUCCACUGAAAGCGACAGUAGCUCGGCACCAAAGCAUUGAUGUCAAAGACUCUACUAGUCUGCUUAGAGCCUUUGAGACAUCAUCUGUUGCUGAAAGAGAACUAACAAAAGAACAGAAAUGGCUCAGUAGAAAAAUGUCCUAUGAUGGUGAGUUGCUACCACACUCUUCCUCACAUCAGAACCUCAAACAGGCAUCCAUCUCAGAUGCUGCCCCUGUGGACCGGGACCCAGGCUAUCUUCCCAACCUGGCUGUUUCAAGCCUGCGCAACGUGUUUCGCCGGCGCAACAUUGGAAUGGACCAUUAUAGUUCUGACUCUCAGUUGCCUCAAUUUGUGAGCCAACCUUCUGAAGACCUCGGGAAGACUGGAGGAGGAGGAACUGGAGGGACGGAGAAACGCAAGCUCGUUACUAGCCGCUCCUCCACUCUUUCAGGAUCCAGAGAGUCUCUGGAGUGUCUCGUCCAGAGGAGGAGCCCAGCAAUGCUGGAACGGAGGGGAUCCGGAGCCCUACUCCUAGACCAUAUCUCACAGACCCGGCCUGGUUAUCUACCACCUCUCAAUCCACAUGCGCCCAUUCCAGAUAUCAAAGGCAAUACCAGUGUUGGCCUCAACAGUGGAAGCAAGCCUGUGGCAGGAACUACACCCAUUGUUUCUGGAUCGAGGCAUUUUGUGCCAUGUGCCCCAAGCCAUCCCAGAGAUCACAAGAAUAAGAGUCUGCUAAGACGACACUCCAUGCAAACUGAGCAGAUCAAGCAGCUGGUCAAUUUUGAGGAGAUUUUGGGUCAGUAAUCCAUCACAAAGGAAGGUUGUGAUAAAUAUAGAGAUUUAAUGUCAUUUGUCAGUCUGAAAUCCGAAGAUAAUAAAGUUUAGAUUUAAAUGCAAAUUAAAAUAAAUAUCUCAACCACCUCCCUAAAAUGCACUUUCCAGACUGGACAAUGGGAAUAUGUUUAUUUUGAUCAUUAUAAACUUGACUGCACUUUACUUCUGUUCUUUGUGCUCUCACUCAUUAGUGCACUGAAUCAGAAUACCGACACUUUGUUGCUGUUUAAGGCAAUGCUUUCUUUUUAAACCUGAUUCAUGUCUAUGUAUUUAAAAAACAGAAUAUACUGUGACCUUGUAUUUACAUAUUGACUGUAAAUAAACGCAGCAUAAAACGUUACUUAAACUUUCUUGCAUAUAUAUAUAUAUAUAUAGAAUUAAGUGUUGUCCAA